Molecule: messenger RNA, 4249 nt
Organism: Mugil cephalus (flathead mullet)
Lineage: Eukaryota; Metazoa; Chordata; Actinopteri; Mugiliformes; Mugilidae
Product: C-Jun-amino-terminal kinase-interacting protein 4
Exons: 28
Coding region: 383-3358 (991 amino acids)
Biological process (GO): vesicle-mediated transport
Cellular component (GO): cytoplasm
Molecular function (GO): JUN kinase binding; kinesin binding; signaling receptor complex adaptor activity
Source: RefSeq, a predicted model, not a curated record
CUCUUUUUAACUGUGUGUAAUUGAUACCGUCCCCGACGAAAAGACGCUUGGACUGUGAGUAUUUUGGGGGGCAUGAAAAUGAAAGUUACCCAAGGAGCCAGCCUUUGAGGAUGGACUCUAAAACACCUCCGGAUAAACAGCGCGGACACUGCUAGCUGACUGCAGCCUAAGAGGAUGCUACACUAUUGAAGUGCAGCUUAAAGCUGCAGAGGAUGGGUGGUGCUGGUGUUGGCAGUAAAGUUAGAGAGGUUGCAGAACUAGUUGUAUUAGUUGGUGAAGGCGUGCAGUGACACACAUUUGGCUAACAGAAGUGUAAAGCAGUUUACUUGGUGUUGAGUUGAGGCAGGAUCUGUUAAAGUAGCUGAUCAAAUAUAAUUGACUGAUGGAGUACAGUGAGAGAGUGCUGUGUGGGACAGGGGAGGCGGAGCUGGACCCCGAUAUUGUGAGUGAAGAGGCGGGAAAACUGUAUUCAGAACUUCAGACCGUUAUUGAGACCCAUGGAGAAAGCGUGGUGGAGUCAUUGGUACCCAUAUUCGUGUGGGUCCUGGAGGGGCUGGCCAGCUGCAAAGCUCAGCUGAGAAACAGGGAAGAGGAGGCGGAGAGGGAGAAAGCUGAACGAGAGGAGCUUCUGGAGAGGUACCAAGCGGAGAGAGCGCAGAGGAAAGAAAGCCAAGAGAGGUACCUGGAGCUGGAUGACCAAAUUGAACAGGAGAGGAGAGCCAUGAGGGUGAGGGACAAGGAGCGAGAACGACGAGAGAGAGAUCUAGAGAAGAAAGCAAGAGAACAAGCUGACCAGCUGGUGGCCUUGGAUGAGCAGAAAGCAAACCUUAGCAGAGAACUAAGCACACUGAGACAUACUCACAGCAAGUUGGCUCACACAUAUCAGGACCUUUUGGAACGGAGGAAGGAUGCUGAAAGAGAUUCUCCUUUAAGGAAUAACGUGCACACUAGGAAUGCUAACUUUCCAUCCCACCAAGCCUUGUCAGAAUCCACUGUUACUGAAAAGCUGGUUCAGAGGCCACAUUCAAACUCUGGCCCCCCCUGUUUGGAUGAUGUUGCAUCAAGAGAAGAAAAAGUGACUGACAUCGCUGCAAAGCCCAUUGUGGAUCAGUUUGUCAAUGACAUUAUAAGCUCCACUCCAGAGCUGGCUCAGUUUCACGGCUCUGCAAAUACAAGCACACCAGUCCGAUCUGUUGAAGAGGAUCUACUGAAAGAUGAAUCGGAAACCAGCUUGGAGGAUGAGAUGAGGGAGGUGGGGGGGCUCAACGUAGAAGAAAGAAAGGAAGGAGAGAUAAAGGACAAGGACGAGGAAGAAGAUGUGGAGGAAGAUGAUAGCAUGGAGCUGGAACUCCGCAAUACUGACUCUGUAUUUUCUGAACUGUCAGAGCUAAGUCGGGAUUACUUGGAGAGUGUAGACCGAGGGGCCAGUGUCAGAGGCAGUGUCGACCAGUUUGAGGAGAUGCAUUCUCAUUAUGAGGAACUGAAAGUCACUCAUGAAUUAGUUGAAGCUGCACGUAAAGCUCUGAUAUCUCGGGUAGGAGAGCUGACUGAUGAUCGCUCAGCUCUUCAGAUGGAAGUGGCCGCGCUUCAGGAAACAGUGUCACGAUUAGAGGGGCGGGUGAAAGAGAAGGAAGAGGAGACUAAAAGACUCCGGAAAGAACUGGAUGAAUGCCAAUCUGAGUAUCCUGAUGCCUCCCUGUCCACGGCCAAUCGUCCCUUCUCUCGUUCUGAAAUGGCUCGUGUGGUCAUGGAGAAGAACCAGUAUAAGCAGCGUCUGAUUGAGCUGCAGGAGGCAGUGAGACAUAGUCAGACACUCAGAGCAUCAAAGGAAGAGAGGUUUACAGAGGAGAAAAGGUCAAGUGUUUGGAGAAAAUUCAACCGCUUAUUCGGCCUGACCAAGGAACCCUUAGUCCCACCUCCUACUUCUACAUUACCUGUAAGAACUUCCCCAUCUCUCACUCGUCCUCCUCUGGCGUCUCCACAACUACCAGCUACCAGUCGAACUCAGGCUGAAUCUGCUUCUCCUGCUGCUCUUUCACCACGUGUCAGGAGGAGGGAAAUCUACAGAGAGAUUCGCUCCCAAAUUUGGGGAACUAUGGGAAAGCGGCAGAUACAUGGCUGGAGUGUGCCACUGGCAAACACACAGGACACCCAAGAACCUGUACCAGAGCCUAAAGAUGUGCCUGUUCUAGUGCAGCUCAGACUGUUGGAUCAAAGAGACUCCACUGCUAAGCUGAACUGUGCAGUUGCGGUAUCGCCUGAGAUCUCAGGAGAAGCCACAUGUUCUGUGUGGGUAGUUUCUGGCCCUGCCUCCUGCAGUGAUAUUACAGUGAUUGAUCCGGCACGGUCCAACACAGUACUGGAUCAGUUCAGCCUCCCUCCCACAGCCCCUGCCCUCUGCAUCUGUGCUGUGCCUCCCAUAGGUAACACUGCAGGAACUGUGUGGAUUGGAACUCAGGAAGGAAGUAUACUAGUGCACUCUGCCUCUGCUGGCAGGAGGCUCUGUCUGCAGUCUGUAUCUCUCUCUGAGGGUGUCCAUUCACUCAUGUAUUCCCAGAGUCAGGUCAUAGCUGGUUUAGCCGAUGGCACAUUAGCAUUUUUCUCACACAGUUCAGGUGGCUGGAAUCUGCAGUCACACUCUGUGAUGCCUCUUGGAUCAACCCCUCUGCAGCCCAUUCGCUGCUGCCUUCCAAAAGGUGGCCGCUUGUGGGUGGGAUACUGGAACAAAAUCCAUGUGGUCGACACGGACAGCAAGAAGGUGGAGCAAGUAUUCUCAGUGUCUGAGCGCAGUGAACAGCAGGUUCGUUUCCUGUGUGCUGGUGGAAGUGGUGUCUGGACGUCCUGCCGACUUGAUCCAAUCCUCAGGCUGUUUGAUUGGUCCACAGGACGACCACUACAGGAAGUGGACUUUAGUGCUUUGAUCACUAAAACUUUAGGCCAACCCUUCCUGACACUCUCACCUCUCCAAAUCUCCUCUCUCACCAUCAUCUCUGGUCGUCUCUGGGUGGGCACGGGAGGUGGUGCCAUUUUCUCCAUUCCCUUGUCAAUAACUUCAGAGGAUAUUUCAAUCCCAUAUUGCUCCACUGCUUCAGCCCAGCUGUGCUACCAUGGUCACAAACAAGCUGUGAGAUUCAUUAUUGCUGCUCAUGGUUGUUUGAUCACCUCUCCUGGCAGCAGUCAUGUCACUACCACUCAGCUCAUCCUCAGCGGUGGAGAGGGUUACAUCAAUUUCCGAAUCGGCGAUGAUGCAAGCGACGACUCGAACGAGGUGUCCCAAGCCACACCACAACGAUCCGAACGCAGUCAUAUGAUCAUCUGGCAGAAUCCGGCGCCCUCGGUGCCCAGCCCUUCACUCUGACGUUGCUGAACAUAUACUGUACAGGAGCGAAGAACAAGGCAGCACUGCCAAUUGUGCUUUCCAUCCAACUGAAUGAACUGGCACCUCAAUGUGGCAGGAAUAAACAUAUCCUCCAAAACUCUAUGAUUUAUACUAUUUCACAAUGUUUACCUCAACGGUUUUGUACAUGUCGAUUUUGAGAUCCUAAUGGAUUAUGAUACCUUCCGUGUGCCUUCAUCUGAUUUUAGUGCUGCAUAAUUGGUCAGUAAUUCAGUUCCCUGAAUUGUUUUGCCUUUGCAGUGCAGCACAAUGACUUUCACUGACAUACAGCUGUUUAAUACAUCUAAUACAACAAUUGUUUGUUGAAAAAAGAACACAUACACCUUCUGAGCAUAGUUACAUUUAAUAAUGUAGCAACUCUGGGAGCUGCUGUGAACAUACUUUGUUGUUAACUGUGAACUGGAACAGGUUAUGUACUUCGUUCAGCAUAAAGACAAUCAGACACUGUAUUAUCUCCUGAUGUUGCAUUGAGGUGGUGAACUUUGUUUGUGAUGUGUGUUUUGUGGAAUUUCUACUAUGAGUAUUAACUCCAGUUCUACCCCUCCACAUUGCAAGUGCCCUUAUCACAGGAACCUGCACAUUAUAAAUGUGUCUGUGGUAAAUAUGUGUGGGAUCACCUCUCCCCUCUAAUGUACAUUUUCAGGUACUGUCCGUAAAACAAUAUUUAUUUUCUCAAUCAGUGGUUUGCUUGAUGCGUUUGGAUCUUAAUGCGUUUUAUGUUUUAGUUUGAUUUCUGUGUCUUUUGUAAAAUAAGGGAGGUAAAAAUUCUUUCAUGUGCCCAGAUGUAAGUAUGGGUUCAGACUCCAUCUCGUGCAACCGCGAUUACUGUCAUUAAAAUGUGUUCAGUUGUAA